UGCGCGGGGGUCCCGGGCACGGAGGUCGGAGCGCAGGAAGGGCCUUUCCCCAUCGCGCACCCCUCUCCGCUCCCGGCUGUGCGGGUCGUUUACUCUGCGGCCUUGAGAAGGUCGCUGAGCUCUUAGGACCUGCGUCAGAGCCGGUGGCGGUGGCCCCCCUGCCUCCAGCCUCAGCCCCUCUCCCUCCUCCGUUUGAGGACUUGCAGGACGGUUCCGGGGACUGCGCAUUGUCACUGACGCUCUAAAGCCUGGCCUAUUGGAAGCGACUCGCCCUAGAGUCACAGAAGACUCUUUCCGUCCUCUGCCCCCGUCUGGGUGACCUUGGGCAGGGGGGCGUCCAGAAGCCACGCGCCAUGGCCGUGGGGAACAUCAACGAGCUGCCCGAGAGCAUCCUGCUGGAGCUGUUCACGCACAUCCCGGCCCGCCAGCUGCUGCUGCGCUGCCGCCCGGUCUGCAGCCUCUGGCGGGACCUCAUCGACCUGGUGACCCUCUGGAAGCGCAAGUGCCUGCGGGAGGGCUUCAUCACCGAGGACUGGGACCAGCCUGUGGCCGACUGGAAGAUCUUCUACUUCCUACGCAGCCUCCACAGGAACCUGCUGCACAACCCGUGUGCUGAAGAGGGCUUUGAAUUCUGGAGCCUGGACGUGAAUGGAGGUGAUGAGUGGAAGGUGGAGGAUCUCUCUGGAGACCAGAGGAAGGAAUUCCCCAAUGACCAGGUCAAGAAAUACUUCGUGACUUCUUAUUACACCUGCCUCAAGUCCCAGGUGGUGGACCUCAAGGCCGAAGGGUAUUGGGAGGAGCUGAUGGACACCACACGGCCGGACAUCGAGGUCAAGGACUGGUUCGCAGCCAGGCCGGACUGCGGGUCCAAGUACCAGCUGUGCGUUCAGCUCCUGUCGUCAGCACACGCACCCCUGGGGACCUUCCAGCCAGACCCGGCAACCAUCCAGCAGAAGAGCGAUGCCAAAUGGAGGGAGGUCUCUCACACGUUCUCCAACUACCCGCCCGGCGUCCGCUACAUCUGGUUUCAGCACGGCGGCGUGGACACUCACUACUGGGCCGGCUGGUACGGCCCGAGGGUCACCAACAGCAGCAUCACCAUCGGGCCCCCGCUGCCUUGACGCCCCCCAAGCUCUGAUCCCCCACACCCUGGCUGCUGUCAGGGAAGGGCUGGGUUAGGGACGGGGAGGGGGACCAGGCUCCCCCAGACCUCCUAGUUCACCCUAGACCCCCCGUUGCCUAUUUUAUGGAGACUCUCAGUUUGUGUGGCCCUCACAGGCCACAGGGGGCCAGUGCUCCUGGCCCAAGGUCUCAACCUGGAUGAGGGCAGGGGGGCCCUCUACGAAACAGGGCCCCUGAGUUUGGGGAGGUGCGAGGUAUUCUCGCGGGCUCCUCCCAGAGUGCUCCUCAGGCUCAGGUGCCCACCUAGAUGACCCAGAUGUGUGUCUCUGCCUUCCCCUCCGGGGCCCUCGCUCCCUGUCUCCACUGGGGGCCCUCAGAGCAGGGACAGUCAGGACACCCUGGCUGGCGCCGAUGCUGAGAGGUGACCGUGUGGCUCGACGGACCUGGGAGCGGACGGGGGCUGUGCCGGCCUCUCUUCUAUCCCAUUCUGUCACUGCCAAGCUCCUUGCUCGGCCUGCCUGCUCGGGGAGGGGACUCGGGAUGAGGCUCAGGCCUCGUCUGACACGGGCAGGGCCACGAUGGGGGUGGGGGCCAGGCCAGGCCUGGACUGACCCCACUGUCCAGGAAGUCCCAGAAGUCAGGUGGACAUCAUGUGGGGGGGGGACUGGGUCUCCAAAGACCCCUGGAAUCCUGUGCAUGGUAACCCAGGGUGUGUGGGGGGUAGGGUUAGACCCUGAUUCUAGGAGUGGGGCAUGGAAGCCCUGGGUGAGGUGAGUGGCUGGCCUUCAAGGACCACCCGUCGGCCCCACGCCUCGGCCAGCUCCCCUGCGGCUUGGGAUGCCCGCCCCCAGCCCUGGAACCGCCACCCCCAGAGCCCCCCCUCCCUGUCUGAGGGCACCCCUGCCUCUCCCUGCUGCUGGAAGGAAGCAGUGCUCUGAUUCUGCCCCUGCUGCAUGCAGCUGAAUAAAAGGUGUUCCCAGCCCAACCUGUGCCCUGUGGUUUCUGGGAGGAAAGGCGAGGUUCGUGGGAAGUCGUGCCCUGCACCUGCAGAAGGUACCGCCGGGCAGCUUCUGUCCAAGGUACGGGGAGUGGCUGACACGCAGGAGCCAGACUACGGCAGGGCGAGGGCCUGGUACAGACCCCUUAAUCCGCAGCCAGCGUCUCGCCCAGCAGCCCUCCGGAGGCCCGGCCGCAAGGCUGGGGUGGUGGCGCGCCUGCGUAUCUAGGCGGCCCCCGAAUACGCUGACGCGCGGUGCAUCACAGCAC
This is a messenger RNA of Nyctereutes procyonoides (raccoon dog), 2388 nucleotides long. RefSeq names its product F-box protein 44 (gene FBXO44). Gene Ontology annotation, biological process: SCF-dependent proteasomal ubiquitin-dependent protein catabolic process; glycoprotein catabolic process. The record is from RefSeq and is a predicted model, not a curated record. Gene Ontology annotation, cellular component: cytoplasm; SCF ubiquitin ligase complex. The transcript is spliced from 6 exons. Gene Ontology annotation, molecular function: protein binding; ubiquitin protein ligase activity. The coding region runs from base 354 to 1121 and encodes 255 amino acids. Lineage: Eukaryota; Metazoa; Chordata; Mammalia; Carnivora; Canidae.